AUGACUGGAGACAACAUUGCUCCUGAGAUGAAUGGUUUUCAGGCCUUCUUCGAGAGCUGGCUUUCUGAACAAGACCAACAUCUCCAGGACCUCAUCAUUGCCUCCAAACAGCACCAAAAAAGAGCUGCAGACGACGAUGAUCGGGUCUUGUUAAGUUCAUUGGUAGAGAGAGUGGUGAAACAUUAUGAACAAUACUACAACAAGAAGUCGCAAUGGGCCAAGCAAGACGUGCUGCGAAUGCUGUCUCCGCCAUGGAGGAGCUCAUUGGAAGACGCAUUCCUUUGGAUAGGUGGCUGGCGACCAAGCAUGGCUUUUCAUUUGCUCUACUCAAAGUCGGGGCUGCAGUUAGAGGCUAGUUUUGCUGAGUUGAUGCGAGGGUUGAGGUUGAGCACAGGUGACUUGGGGGAUCUAUCACAUUGCCAGCUCACCAUGGUGGACAAGGUGCAAAGAAGGACUAUCGAGGACGAGAAGCACCUGUCGGAAAAGAUGGCCAAACUGCAAGAGACUGUGGCUGAUGCUACACUUGUGGAGCUGGCGCAUGAGGCCACCGAGAUGAUGAGGAACAAUGAGGUCCAUGAAGGAGGAGCUGAUGAUCAUAUGGAGCGAGUUGAGUCGACUCUAGCUUCCAAGGAGGAAGGUUUGGAGAAAAUUUUGCACAAGGCUGAUGAUUUAAGGAUGAAAACACUCAGGAACAUCACACAAAUUCUGAGUCCACUCCAGGCUGUUCAUUUCUUGAUUGCUGCUGCAGAGUUGCACUUGAGGGUUCAUGAUUGGGGCAAAAAGAAAGACGCCUUAAGCCACUAA
Molecule: messenger RNA, 804 nt
Organism: Fragaria vesca subsp. vesca
Lineage: Eukaryota; Viridiplantae; Streptophyta; Magnoliopsida; Rosales; Rosaceae
Product: TGACG-sequence-specific DNA-binding protein TGA-2.1-like
Exons: 1
Coding region: 1-804 (267 amino acids)
Biological process (GO): DNA-templated transcription
Molecular function (GO): sequence-specific DNA binding
Source: RefSeq, a predicted model, not a curated record